AUGUCUGUCAAGAGUGCCGUCAACCUUCUUCUUUAUUCCAUCGCCUUUGGUGGUGGCAUCAUGCACUCAUAUAUUGUCUCGCCAAUCGCUUUCAAACACUUGCAAAGGGAAGAGUUCAGCAACUUGCAAAACAAGGUGUUCCCCUUAUACUUCCUUGGGCAAACUGCUGCACCCAUCUUGAUUGGAUUGACUUCUCCUUUGUGCCCCAAAACCGUUGGUCCAGUGUUGUUGGCUUCUGCUGUUGCAGGAGCCUUGAACUACUUCUGGGUUUUACCAGUUUGCAAGAAGAUCAAGGAGGACAGAAACAAGUUGGUGGCUGACAAGAAACACGAGCAAAUCGUCGAUGGUGAGACCGUAAAUUCCGAGGAAUUCACCAAUUUGAGCAAGCAAUUUGGUAUGUACCACGGAAUUUCAUCCUUGCUCAAUUUGGUGAGCUUAGUCACCCUUGGAGCAUACGGCUUCUUGUUAUCUAAGCGUUUUUAA
Sungouiella intermedia is the source of this 483-nucleotide messenger RNA. NCBI's taxonomy places the organism in Eukaryota, Fungi, Ascomycota, Pichiomycetes, Serinales, Metschnikowiaceae. The record is from the annotation of a GenBank genome assembly.